CAGCCAUUUUAGGGGGUGCUGAUGGAUACCUGCGGGGUCGGCUGUGUUGCCCUGGGGGAGGCCGGCCCCGUGAGGAACAUGACUGUGGUAGACUCUCCUGGACAAGAGGUGCUAAACCAGUUUGAUGUCACGGCCUCUUCAGAAAUAACCAGUGCUGAGGCUUCCAUAGAGAUGUCUUUACCUCCACCUUUGCCUGGAUUUGAGGAUUCUCUUGAUGAGAGCAGGCUCCCUCCAGAACAAGAAAGCUUCUCCAGACUUGAACAGCAAGAUCUUUCUUCAGAGAUGUCAAAGGUCUCAAAACCUAGGGCCUCAAAGCCUGGCCGGAAGAGAGGUGGUAGGACACGGAAAGGCCCCAAAAGGCCCCAACAACCUAAUCCUCCGUCAGCCCCUCUGGUUCCUGGUCUCUUAGAUCAAUCCAGCCCUCUAUCUGCCCCCAUGCCUAAGAAACGAGGUCGAAGGUCCAAGGCAGAGCUGCUACUGCUGAAGUUGUCCAAAGACCUAGAUCAGCCAGAGUCUCCACCUCCAAAGAGGCCCCCUGAGGACUUUGAGACCCCUCCUGGGGAACGACCCCGCCGAAGGGCUGCCCAAGUGGCACUUCUGUACCUUCAGGAACUGGCUGAAGAGCUCUCAACAACCCUGCCUGCUCCAGUGCCCCGUCCCGAGAGCCCCAAAGUGAGCAGCCCUGCCCAACCAAAUAAAAGCCAGCCACAGGCAGCCUGUCAAGGUGGAGAAGAAGAGACUAACACUGCACGGGAUGAAGACUUUGUUCUCCAGGUUGAGGCUGAAGAUGGAAAUGAAAGCGAGGCUCCAAGCGAGAUCUCAUCUGACCCCGAGCCUGCGGUGCCUCGGAGCACCCCACGAGGAUCCACUUCCGGGAAACAGAAGCCACACUGCCGGGGAAUGGCUCCCAAUGGCUUACCAAAUCACAUCAUGGCUCCAGUUUGGAAGUGCCUCCAUCUCACCAAGGACCUCCGAGAACAGAAGCACUCGUACUGGGAGUUUGCAGAGUGGAUUCCGUUAGCCUGGAAGUGGCACUUGUUGUCUGAACUUGAGGCGGCGCCCUACCUGCCCCAGCAGGAGAAGUCUCCACUGUUCUCUGUACAGCGUGAAGGACUUCCUGAAGAUGGCACACUCUACCGAAUAAACAGAUUUAGCUCGAUCACAGCACACCCAGAGCGCUGGGAUGUGUCCUUCUUCACAGGGGGACCCCUCUGGGCUCUGGAUUGGUGCCCAGUGCCAGAGGGGGCAUCAGCCUCGCAGUAUGUGGCCCUUUUCUCCAGCCCUGACAUGAAUGAGACACACGCACUGAGCCAGCUUCAUUCGGGUCCCGGGCUGCUCCAGCUCUGGGGCCUCGGGACCUUGCAGCAAGAAAGCUGUCCUGGCAACAGGGCCCACUUUGUCUAUGGGAUUGCUUGUGACCAUGGCUGCAUCUGGGACCUCAAGUUCUGCCCCAGUGGAGCAUGGGAACUUCCAGGCACCCCUCGGAAGGCUCCUCUUCUGCCCCGAUUGGGCCUCUUGGCUCUUGCCUGCUCAGAUGGGAAGGUGCUGCUGUUCAGUCUGCCCCAUCCGGAGGCCCUGCUGGCUCAACAGCCCCCAGAUGCAGUGAAGCCCGCCAUCUAUAAGGUACAAUGUGUGGCGACCCUUCAGGUGGGGUCUAUGCAAGCUUCGGACCCCUCUGAGUGUGGUCAGUGCCUUAGCCUGGCCUGGAUGCCCACCCGGCCCCACCACCACCUGGCUGCUGGCUACUAUAAUGGCAUGGUGGUUUUCUGGAACCUUCCCACCAGCUCACCCCUGCAGCGGAUACGGCUCUCUGACGGCUCCUUGAAACUCUACCCUUUCCAGUGUUUCCUAGCCCAUGACCAGGCUGUGCGUGCCCUUCAGUGGUGCAAAGCUAACAGUCAUUUCCUCGUCUCUGCGGGAAGUGACCGCAAAAUCAAAUUCUGGGACCUUCGACGACCUUAUGAACCCAUAAACUCUAUCAAGCGCUUCUUGAGUACAGAGCUGGCCUGGCUGCUCCCCUACAAUGGUGUCACUGUGGCUCAGGACAACUGCUAUGCCUCUUAUGGACUCUGUGGAAUUCAUUAUAUUGAUGCUGGUUACCUUGGUUUCAAGGCCUAUUUCACUGCUCCUCGAAAAGGCACUGUCUGGAGUCUUUCAGGAUCCGACUGGCUUGGGACAAUAGCCGCGGGAGAUAUAUCCGGGGAGCUCAUUGCAGCUAUAUUGCCAGACAUGGCACUGAACCCAAUAAAUGUCAAGCGACCUGUAGAGCGAAGAUUCCCUAUAUAUAAAGCAGAUCUGAUGCCAUAUCAGGACAGCCCUGAAGGUCGAGACCGUUCUGCUUCAUCGGAGGCCCCCAACCCUCCCAAGGCUCGAACUUAUGCUGAAACUGUCAGCCAUCACUACUUGCUCUUUCAAGACACAGAUUUGGGUUCCUUCCACGAUCUGCUCCACAGAGAGCCAAUGCUGCGCAUGCAGGAAGGAGAGGGGCAUUCGCAGCUCUGCCUGGACAGGCUGCAGCUGGAGGCUAUCCACAAGGUCCGCUUCAGCCCAAACCUGGAUUCCUAUGGAUGGCUGGUAUCUGGGGGACAGUCAGGGCUGGUUCGGAUCCAUUUUGUCCGUGGACUCACCUCACCACUGGGCCACCGUAUGCAGCUUGAAAGCCGAGCCCACUUCACUGCUAUGUUCCAGCCGUCCUCCCCUAUUAAAGGGCCUGGCUUCCCUCCAACUAGCCAUCGCCUUCUGCCCAGUCCCUAG
Puma concolor (puma) is the source of this 2754-nucleotide messenger RNA. RefSeq names its product general transcription factor IIIC subunit 2 (gene GTF3C2). Gene Ontology annotation, cellular component: transcription factor TFIIIC complex. Gene Ontology annotation, biological process: transcription by RNA polymerase III. Lineage: Eukaryota; Metazoa; Chordata; Mammalia; Carnivora; Felidae. Gene Ontology annotation, molecular function: protein binding. The record is from RefSeq and is a predicted model, not a curated record.